This is a messenger RNA of Trypanosoma rangeli, 618 nucleotides long. RefSeq lists its product as uncharacterized. Bases 1 to 618 code for a protein of 205 amino acids. Lineage: Eukaryota; Euglenozoa; Kinetoplastea; Trypanosomatida; Trypanosomatidae. The record is from RefSeq and is a predicted model, not a curated record. The transcript has a single exon.
AUGCUGGAACUUGUCAUUCUAGCAGCCAUUGUGGUGGCUUCCUCGUUGCUCAUUUUAUUCGUGCCACCUUCACGGGUCUACUGCAGUAUUGCCUUAGUUCUCGUUAUCAUCUACGGAUUGCGGCUGUGGCGGAUUUUACCCAGUGACAGGCGGCGCGUGGCGAGGGAGGCGCACCGGCAGGCGGACGCCAUGAUGAUGGCACAGCGGGCGGCCGCUGGAUCAUCUCUGGCGACGCGGUCUGAGGGCCUCGCCAGCCCCCCAGCCGUGCCAGUCACGCAGUUUGCUCCAAAUGUGCAGCACCAGUUCAUGCAGACUGCGGCUGCGCCUACCCAGCAGUUGCUGGCAACAUCUGUGGCGCCACCGUAUGAAACAAAGCGGGCCAUAAUGCUUAAUUCUAUGAUGCCACCACCACAGCAAGCGAUGAUGAACGUCGUGCUUUCUCCUCAACAUGUUCUGUUGGCUUCUUCCAUGAUGCAAUCACGCCCAACGUCUCUUGUUUCAACACAAACAUUCCCUGUUCCACAGGAUUUAUUGCCGAAAGUUCAACAUGUGGGGGACACUGGGAAUGUGUUGCCGCAGCAACUGCUGAAUUCCGGGAGGCUUGCGCAGUUUGGCUGA